Messenger RNA from Megalops cyprinoides (Indo-Pacific tarpon), 3908 nucleotides. RefSeq names its product CTD (carboxy-terminal domain, RNA polymerase II, polypeptide A) small phosphatase-like a (gene ctdspla). The record is from RefSeq and is a predicted model, not a curated record. The transcript has 8 exons. NCBI's taxonomy places the organism in Eukaryota, Metazoa, Chordata, Actinopteri, Elopiformes, Megalopidae. Gene Ontology annotation, molecular function: RNA polymerase II CTD heptapeptide repeat phosphatase activity. The coding region runs from base 440 to 1273 and encodes 277 amino acids.
CAAGCGCGCAUCGCCUCCAUGUUGGAAAGAACACAGAAAAACAAUUCAUCGUUUGUCAAUAUAUAACAAAUCCAAACCAGGAUUACAUUGUUGCAUGCCUUGACUAAAACGUUGUUAUUUAGAAGGGAGAGGCGGAGGUUGUCGAUAGUCUAAACCGAUGCUGGACUCUUUGUUUUCAUUGCCUUGGCAAGGUUGCGAAGUUAGCCAGCUAGCUAGCUAGUCGUAGCUACACUUUCCUUUUUAUUUUAUUUCGUACGUGUUUAUGCGUCAGUAUAUAUGGUAUUAUUUAUAUGGUGAACCACAGGGAGCUGCGCUGUGUGAUCGGACAACGGUGUUUUUUCGUGUUCAGUCGGUAGUACAGUUUUACCAAGACUGAUUGAAAGCUAGCUAGCUACAUUUUGUGAAAUAAGUUAAUAAAAAAGAAUAACAUCCCGUUUCCAUGGACAACACGUCCAUAAUUACCCAGGUUGCAAACCCAAAGGAGGAGGAGAUAAUUAAUUCAAACCAAGAAAAGGUUUCCCAUUCGAGCAGCAGCUUAAAGAAGCAGCGGAGUCGAGGUAUCUUCAGCACUUUCUUCUGUUGCUUCCAGAACUACAAUGUGGAGCCGCCCUCAACCAACAACAACAGCACCAGCUCCCCGACUCCCCCUGUGGAGGAAAACGGGACGCUUCCGAAGUGUGACCAGGUCGAGGUCAUUCCCAUCCCCAGUCCUCCAGCCAAAUACCUCCUACCCGAGAUGAGCAUAUCUGACUACGGCAAGACCUGCGUGGUGAUCGACCUGGACGAGACCCUAGUGCACAGCUCUUUCAAGCCUAUUAGCAACGCCGAUUUCAUCGUCCCUGUGGAGAUCGAUGGCACUGUUCAUCAGGUGUAUGUGUUGAAAAGGCCUCAUGUGGAUGAGUUUCUACAGAAGAUGGGGGAGCUGUUUGAAUGUGUGCUCUUCACAGCUAGUCUAGCCAAGUAUGCAGACCCGGUAGCGGACCUGCUGGACCAGUGGGGUGUGUUCCGGGCCCGGCUCUUCAGGGAGUCCUGCGUGUUCCACCGGGGAAACUACGUCAAAGACCUCAGCCGCCUGGGGAGAGAACUCAGCAAAGUCAUCAUAGUGGACAAUUCCCCAGCCUCAUACAUAUUCCAUCCCGAAAAUGCGGUCCCUGUGCAGUCAUGGUUUGACGACAUGACGGACACCGAGCUCCUAGACCUGAUACCUUUCUUUGAAGGACUGAGUAGAGAAGAAGACGUUUACAGCGUGCUGCAGAACCUGAGGGCCAGGUAGCGCAGCCUGCUGCCAAACCCCCCCCCAAAUCCUCAAUCCACCCCGACUGGUUACCCCACCCCCUCUCCAGCAUUGGCUCAGGUUUUCCCUGGAGCUGCCUGAAGAGGGCGCCACAGAGCACUACAAAGAGCAGCCUGUUUUUCCAGCGCACACGUGAUGGACCGACUGCUUGUGGUGCAGUCAGCGUAAAGGGGGUGAACACUGGGAAGCCUCACAGGCAAGAAAAAUGUGUAGAUAUUAUAUAUUUCUAAUCUGGAGGUAAAAACAAAAAAUUAAACAAAAAGAACUUAAUUUUUUAUCAGAGACACGAGAUUUACUAUUCUAUUAAGUUCUUUAUAUUUACCCCCAAAAACUUUUUUUUCCAAAAAAGGAGGGAAAGAGUAACAUUCUUCGCCCUUUUGUUGUUGCUAUGCAGGUAGUCUUUUCCCAGUCUCCAGUAAAUCAACUGUGAUUUUCUUUUCUUACUGAAUGAAGUGCCUUUUUUGACUGAUGUUUUUACGGAGAGAACAAAUUUACAUUUUGUAUGCAGCAUAUUUCCAGAGAACUGAAAUCUUUUAAUGAGUAUAUGCUUUACAACCGAAGUGGAGAUGAAUCUUUAUAAGCAAGAGCACUGUUAUUUAUGCUGAAAAUUUUACAUAGGGGCGGGUAUGUGUCUUCAUAUACUAAAUGACUUUUGUCAGUUCUCUAAAGGCCCAUAUAGAGGUCAUCUUUCUUUGGUUAUUUCAUCUUACACAGACAGUUGUUAGACGUAAUUGCCUCUAAUGAAAUGGGAGGAAUGCAUUUGCAAUUGUGAUAUUAUAUAACAAUAUCCUUGUUACAGCUCCUACAACAGAGAUGUUGGGGAUUUGUUUGUCAGAGGCAGGGUAGGGGUGGGGGUAAAGCCCUUGGGUUUUAUACAGAGUGCCAAUGGCUAUGUUUCUAAGUGAUGCCAUACACUGGAUUUUACAUGCAAGUGCCAGGUCCCAUGAAGGUGAAUAAGUGAAUACUGUCAAGGUGGAUCAUUUCAAUUGGAACAAUAAGCGUAACUAAAUCAAACUAAACUAAGUAGCCAUCCUUCAUGGGCAGUGUAAUGUUUGAUAUAAUUGACCAUAUAUGUUUUUAUAACUUAAUGAUUGUAUGUCUGUUUUGAAUUCUGAUACCUGUGUUUGGGUUUUAAAAUAGUCACAUUUAGCUGAUGCACUUUGGUUUCAGUCCAAGUGUUUUUGUCCUUUUUGUUCAGUUAUGUCCUCUGUGGGUCCUCAGUGCACUUCAAUGAAAUUAUAGUACCUUAGGGCAGUUUUUCACAGUGAUUCUAGUACUGUGUUGCAGAGGUUCAAGAGUCUUUUACCAAGGAAAAUGGAAGUGUCCUUUAACAAUAUCAAUGAUGGUACACAAUUGCAAAUGUAUUCUUUCAUUAUCAAAAAAAUGUCCCCACAAACAUCGCAUGAAAAAUACCUAUUUUUUGUAUUUAAUUUUUAGUGUGUUUUUUUUCUCUCUCUCUCUCUCUCUGUGAUUUUUGUGAGGUGAAAAACGUCUCUCUCGCUGAUUUUAGGAUUUUGAAUUUUUUUUUUUCUUUUUUGACGUCGUGUUCAUGUCGGGGUUAUGUUGUUUUGGACUGGUCUGUGCUGCCACUGCUGCUGCUGCUGCUGCUAGCGCACGGAGACCGCGCAGAAUCGGCCACAGGCUGCCGGAACUGUUCGUCACCACUGUGCCUAAGUCAGGAGACACACCCUCCCAAUGCGCCACAAGCCCCGCGCAAUAACGUGGCCGGAGGAAACUCCCUCCUGGUUCCUGCACCCUCCACAGCUACGCAUCCGGUUGCUCACAGACACUCUCUUUACAUCAGUACCAGGAUGAUCACUGUCAUGGCUCUCAAUGUUCUGAUUUAUUCAAGUCUCGGUAUCUGGUUUUGAAGACUUUUUUUUUUCAUUUCCAUGUUGUCUGACUGGUGUUUCCCCUACAGCAGGCACAGUAAAGCUCUUCUACAGUGAGCACUAGUGCACCUCACUGUACUCCUGAAAUAAGAGAAUAGUUUUUAUUUGUACAAUGAUGCUGUGUGCUCGAAAUUACUGGAGGGCACUUUUUGGUUGGUUUCAGUAUCCUGCAGGAGUCACAUGUCAUGAUUUAGUAGUAUCUGGUGAUAUUUUCUCCACCUACACCCACACCCACACAAUAGACACAGUGUUCCUCACCCCUCUACUUUCCCUGUUCCCAGUUUACACUGUUUUACCAGGCUUAGUACACCUUUGUAAAACCACCUAUCCUGACUGUGUUACCAAAUUAUUCCAUAUGGGUUAUAUUUAUCUUUGGCUGUUCACAAUCAGUAAUAUAAUGUGUAUCACGGUGGUAUAUCAAGUGUCCUGUUCAUGUUUGGAGAUCAUGUGCGCAUCAGUCAGUGCAAUUCUAAUUCAGGCAAUCACCAGAAAGCUGUUGAACUCUAUGGUAUGUGAAUAUUGAAGUACUCCAUUUUCAAAGUAUGUUGCCGUCCUGGAGGGAAGCCAUCCCCCUUCUCCACAAGCGGAUUGUGGUGGAGAUCCAGAGAGGGAGUCUGACUCAAAACUAUAGAGGAGUGUUACUGUGCCUGGUUUGCAUAUUUUCAGUAAAAUAUUACAUGGUUUUGUGGCGUAUAUCUUUCAAACAAUGACAAGUCAUAUUA